Molecule: messenger RNA, 1704 nt
Organism: Tachysurus fulvidraco (yellow catfish)
Lineage: Eukaryota; Metazoa; Chordata; Actinopteri; Siluriformes; Bagridae
Exons: 2
Coding region: 233-1408 (391 amino acids)
Biological process (GO): regulation of transcription by RNA polymerase II
Molecular function (GO): RNA polymerase II cis-regulatory region sequence-specific DNA binding; DNA-binding transcription factor activity
Source: RefSeq, a predicted model, not a curated record
UUUUAAUUUUUAAUGGAUACGUUUUUAAUCAGCGCCGCUCUCAAUGGCGCCCCCUGGUGUUUGUGUCACUAAUCUCACUCUACGCCACUGAUCCGUUCUGCUGAUAGCCGGAAGUGAUUCGGUGAGUGAAGCUUCUCUCUGACACAGUGGCGCGCGCACACACACACACACACACCGAUUCAGCGGCAAAGCCACCUCGGUGUGUCGUUCAGGCUUCAUUAAACAAAACGAAAUGUCUAAGUUAGAGCUGUUGAACUCGUAUUUGAUGGAGCGGCUGUCUGUAGCUGUGCGGGAGAUCCUGGAGGCGGUGGAAGCCACGGUAACGGAGUACCGCACAGAGACCGCACAGACGCGCGUGGAGAACGAAACCCUCAAACAGCAGCUCCAAGAGGUUCUCACUACACUGCGAGACCCAGUCGACAGGUCCUCCAAAUCUGGCUCAGAAGAAAUCUCUCCAUGUGGGCAGCAGGAGUGGGGCUCGAGCCGGGAAGAAAAAGCAGAAUCUCUAGAAGUGACCCAGAACCAGGUGCUAAGUAAUGGUUCAGUUGGGAAGAAGACACUAGACGUGGAGCUAGUUUGCAAAAUAGACCCAGAUCCUGAGGUAAAAACCCGAGAUGAGGACUUGUGCAAGAAGAAUCCAACUUCUGCAAACGCUGAGAAUGAGAACAGGAACACCUGUCAAGAAGUGUUGUUGCCUGUCGUAAAACUGCACAGGGUGAAGCUUGAAGAAGAAGAGAAGCAAAUUCCAGUAUCAUUACCAGACAUUGACCUUCCUUCAGACUCUCAUUCGUACAGCCCUGAAUCCUCUCAGAGCGUGCUCAGUCCCAGCACAGGCAGCCAUAAUGCCUUGAUUGCAGAGGUGCCAGAGAGACAAGAGCUCCACAACACAGCUCAGUCGGAUCAGACAACAAGCAUGGAGAAUUUGAGUAAAGAAAUGCACAACAAAAUACUGUAUAAAUGUUCACAUUGCCGAAAGGCAUUCACAGAACUGAAAAAGCUGCAAAUGCACCAGCAAACCCACGAACGGGCCUUCGGGUGCAACUGGUGCGGCAAGGGCUUCUACCAAUCUGCCGACCUUCGGCGCCACUUGCGCACACACACUGGAGAGAGGCCCUACUUAUGCACCUGGUGCUCUAAGAGCUUUAGUCAGAGGAGCAACCUGCGGCGACACGUGCGCAUUCACACUGGAGAGAGGCCAUAUCAGUGCGCCCACUGCGAGCGCAGCUUUAACGACAGCCACACGCUGAAGAAACACCAACGCAAGCAUAGUGACGAUCGCUACAAUUGCUCUCUUUGCGACCAGAGAUUCACUGUGGCCAGGUCGCUGCAGCUUCACCUGGUAAAGCAGCACUUCAUCGACAAAGACUGUCAAAACCAACAGCAAGUGAGCUUUCGGGAUCAAACGUAGACUGUACUCCUUUUUUUAGCAACCUGUUGUGCUGAAGUAUUGAACUGUCUGAUCAUUUUUUCAGUAUUAUUAUCCGUUUGCCAAAAGCUCACAGUUUUGGCUGUGCAGUCAUGUACAUAGGAAAGACUGUCUGGUGUAAAACUAUGUGCUUUGUAUGAUACUGUGAUAUGUCCAUCUGAUCCUUAGCACUAUGAUUUAAUUACAAGUAUGAUAAAUGUUUCUGCCCCAUGGAUUUUUUUUUCUUCACUUUAUGUGAAUCUCGAAUUUACAAAAGAUAAAAUAUCUCUAUACUUUCA